Molecule: messenger RNA, 1590 nt
Organism: Hipposideros armiger (great roundleaf bat)
Lineage: Eukaryota; Metazoa; Chordata; Mammalia; Chiroptera; Hipposideridae
Gene: GNG5
Product: G protein subunit gamma 5
Exons: 3
Coding region: 140-346 (68 amino acids)
Biological process (GO): G protein-coupled receptor signaling pathway
Cellular component (GO): heterotrimeric G-protein complex
Molecular function (GO): G-protein beta-subunit binding
Source: RefSeq, a predicted model, not a curated record
AGCCACUGGGCAAAGAACCGGAAACUUAGAGACAAAGUUCCGAGCCCCGCCCCUCGCCUCGCUGCCCCGCUGUCUGGCCCCGCGGACUCACGACCCACCGACCCACAACCGACUAAUCGGCCAGGCUCUCUCGUGCGCCAUGUCUGGUUCCUCUAGCGUCACCGCUAUGAAGAAAGUGGUUCAACAGCUCCGGCUGGAAGCCGGGCUCAACCGCGUGAAGGUUUCCCAGGCAGCUGCAGAUUUGAAACAAUUCUGUCUGCAGAAUGCUCAACAUGACCCCCUGCUGACUGGAGUAUUUUCAAGUACAAAUCCCUUCAGACCCCAGAAAGUCUGCUCCUUUUUGUAGUGAAACUAAUCUUUGGAGGUUUCUAAACCGCUUUUCAUGAACCAGUGAAUAUUCAAAGGAGAACUAAAUCGGAUGCCUGUACAAAAAGCGUAUCUCUAUAACAUGUGCCAUACUAUAUACAUACUUCUGCUUUUGUCAGUCCUUAACAUCUACCUCUCUGAAUUUUCAUGAAUUUCUAUUUCAUAAGGGAAAUUAUUUUAUAUACACUGGUAGCAGCAUACAAUAAAAUACUUAGUAUUAAGUGGUUUUUUUUUCUCCUUAAUUACUGGUAUUAAAUACACUAUUUGUUUUGAACACCUAAGAUAAACGGCAAUUUUCCCUUUGUCCUAUGGGUUAAGUUUUAAGUGUUUAUUCUACCAAUUCUUUCCACACACUUUAUGCCAAACACUUGCAAAACUGCUAGAGAAAUAAAUGUAAGUUGCCAACUUUCAUUCUUUUAAGGGUCAGGAGGAGGCUGCUAGUAAUACUAGUUUCUAUUUAUGAGUUAUUUACAGGGUUAACUUUGUUUUAAUAAGUAUUUCUGAUAAACUCCUUUGUAGGGGUUUUAUCAUUACACUUAAAAGUUACUUCAUAACCGAUGGCUCUUUUAAUAAAUAUAGUAGAGAAAAAGAGUAGAUGUAAGAAUUCCAUUAGAAGACUUGAGACAAUUCUUGAAUGGAAUAUAUAAUACAAUGUAAUGAGGUACAAAGUAGCCAGAAAAAAGGAACCAAAGAUAAACUUCAGUAAUUUGCAACUUUGGUUUAAGUUCUUGGGAAACUAUUUUACUUUAAAAUCUUUACCCUUCUGAAAGGCUUAAGGGAAUGUUAAAACAUCCCAGAAACCUGUCCUCCAAUCAUUCAGGAAAUGGAGUUAAAAACUAUGUGCCAAGAUUAAUAUGGUAGAAAACCAGUGGGUUGGUUCCACCGUAAUCUACCAAGCACUUUUUCUCUAGAAAAAUACAAAGUAUUUUUCUCUAGCCCACGUGUUCCAUGAAGGUGCAAAUAGGAUUGUUAGUUUGAAUCUUGAUUCCAACUUAAAUUAUUCACAAUUACCCAAAAUAAAAGAACUAAAUUUUAGGAAACUGAAAUUGCAACUUCUAAACUCUUACCAAAAUGACUUUUAUUUGUAUUUCCUAGAAAUAGUGAGUGGCAAUUCAUGGCAUUUGGUAAUCUGUCCAGACAUGAAAGAUUUAUGAAAUCAGUAAAUGAUAUUUUGAAAAGGGUCUUCUAUCACAAAUUCAAGAUAAACCUGUUCAGUAAAAUCCA